AUGAGCCAGUCGCCCCUGCGGUCGGGCUUGGAGCGUUCGGGCCCCGAUGCAGCAGGUAUGGUGUCGUCCAUGACCCAGAAAGGCACCAAGGAGACGCGGGCGGCCGAGGCACUCGCCAUGAAGGACGAGCAGAUGAAGAUCCUCGGCAGCCAAAACACGCAGCUGCUGACGUCGCUCAAUGCAAUGGACGACGAGAUCGGCACGCUGAAGAUGCACAUGCUCCGACUCGAAGAGGAGAACCGCAGCCUUCGAGACCAAAACUUCGAGCUGCAGAGCAAAGCGCGCGCCGCCGAAACCACGCUCAUCAAAGCUCAGACUGGCAUCGAGGAGCGCGAGACUCAAGUGCGUGUUCUGACAGACCACAACACUGAGCUUCUGCGUCUGCUCGAGCAUGAAGAAGCGCAGAGCGCGUCGCUAGCUACGCGGACGGCAGCGUUGAAGUCGGAUCUUGAGGCAUUGGAGACUCGAUAUGCUUCGCUCUUGGCAUCUGCGAAGACUCACGAAGAAAUAGCUACUCGUGCCACACGCGAGGGUCAGAUGCGAGCUGAAGAAGUGCGUCUACUACGGAACGAGAGCGAUCAACUGCGUGCAUGCAACGUUGAGCUGAAGAUGAAGACACAAGUAGAGCUUGAGGCCCUGCAGGAACAGCUCCGUGUCCGCAAGGAGAAGCAGUACCAGCUCCUUGAGAAGCUCCAGCAGCUCGAGGAAGCCAAACGACAGAGCGACGACCAGCUCGCGUCAGCUGAAGAGAAGGCGCGGAAGCUCCACGCUCGCAACCAGGAGCUUGAAACGCAGGUGCAGCUUGAAGCCAAGGCCAAACGCGCUCAGAGUGAUGCCAACAAGAACUUCUUCAUCGAGAACGGCAAUCUCCAGCGAGACAAGCAAGAGCUGCAGACGCGCUUCGACAAGGCUGAACAGGAGCGCUCACGUAUGGAGGCGGAGAACCGAGACUCUGCCGACCAGCUCCGUGAGAUGGCUGAAAAGGUCUUUCAGCUGCUGGAGCGACUCAAACUGGCCGAGCUGGGCAAGACCAAAGCGAUCGACGGUCUCAAACAGAAGGAGCUGGAGCUGCUUGCACUCAAGAAGAAGAACGCUCGACUGCUGAAGGAGGGGACCCAGGAGGGCAAAGCUCGCGUCAAGUCCGAAUUGGACAAGAAGGUGUUGCUGGAGCAGCUCCAGGCACUCAAGAAGCACAACGCACAGCUAUCCUUGCGAUGCAGUGACGAAGUAAAGGCGAAGCUCAAAGAGGCCGACGAGCGCAAACAGCUCGAGGAGAAGAUCAAAACCAUGAGCUCUCGUGUUGCCUUCCUGCUCAACAAGAUGCAAGCCGACGAGGAGGCCAAGAUCGUGAGCAAGGAAGAAACGAAAAAACUCCAGGCGCAGCUCACGACCUUGCAGGAGAAAGGGGCCGAGCUCGCUCAUAAACUCCACGCGACAGCUGAGAGCAACCGCGUCGUGACUGAAGCUCUCCGUUGUAAGCAGGACGAACUCGACGCACAAGCGAUCAAGUUCGAGGCUACUCAGAAGAAAAUGGCCGAGAUGGCUCUAGCCAUGGAGCAGUCUGGGGUGCCGAUGACGAUGGGCAUUGAUGGGGACAACCAGCAGGAAGGUCACCAACGUGGGAACCAAGAGCCCACCCACCCCGAGGACGCAGCCGCAGCGGCUAAUGGCCGAUUCUUUGUCGAGUGCCGCGCUUCACAUGGUGGGUUGCUGCUUAUCAAGGCCAAGCGAACAAACUUCACGCCAAAGGCCCAGCAGCAAUCCAUCGACUUCCUUGAGCGAGUGGGUAUCAACGCCUUCCUCAAGCGCGCGCAGAAGAGCAUGAACACCAAACAGCUCCUAGUAGAGCGUAUCGCAGCACUGCUAACCACUAUCUUGACCAGCGAAGACGUGGUAGCCGACGUGAAGGAGCAGCUAGUAGCCAAAGAAGACCAAAUCGCGCACCUUUCGCGCAAAACCCGCUGGAUGCAAGAGCGGCUCACCACGGAGGAAGACGCCAAACGCAAGACACUGCUGCGCUACGUGCACGAGGUCAAGUCGCGCGCACUGAUCACCACCUCCGACUCUGGCGACGAUCGUAAUUCGGCUUCAUCCGGGAUCCUCAAACUUCCAGAAAGCGGUGUCGGUGACGAGGAGGUGCACGCCAUCGCGGCACUUCUCCGCAACGCGACCAAUGUCCGUGAGCUUCAGCUACGAGGCAACUCGAUCUCCAGUGAAGGCGCGCGUGCUAUUGCAGCUGUGCUCUGUAUUUCGACGUGUCGGCUGCGUCAAGUGGAUCUGAGGAACAACCAGAUCGGCAAAGACGGCAUCAAAGUGCUGGCUGAAGCACUCGAGCGGAACGACCGCAUCAAGCAUGUGUACGUCCACGCCGGGGGUAAAAUUGAGGCGCUCGGCACCACUUCUCCAGCUUCCCAAGCAGCCAUUGUGAACGCUCAGAUCUCGAGUGCCGCAGCACUUGGAAGCUCGGGAUCGACGCAUGCAUCUCUCAUCGGUGUUGAAACAGUGUGCGUCGUGGACGUGAGAGAGCAGACGGAGGCAGACACCAGCAGUGCCAGCACAAGCCUCCUGAUAGACUUUGCUGACGACGCGCGUUCGUCCGCCGCGAACGAUCGGGACAGCAGCAACCGGUUGUUCUCGCGUCGUCCUUUGUCAGCUACAGCAUUGAAGCGGCAGCGCGAACGACUUGCUCUUGAGCGUAAAAAACGCCAGGAAGAGGCGAAGCGCCAGGCACGCAAAGAAGCCGAGUGGGCAGGUCGCGCCGGUGGGAUGGAGUCCAGUCCGUCGCAUUCCUCCAACAGCAAGAAGCUGCCACCGAUUUCGAGCACGAGCAGCGGCGCACAGUCGAAGGGGGUAACACGAAUUAGCUCGGCACCUGUACUACACAAGAAUAAAGAUGGCAGUAGUGGCGCUCAGGCAGCAGGCGAUCCAGCCGAAAGCUGA
This is a messenger RNA of Phytophthora sojae, 2940 nucleotides long. RefSeq lists its product as hypothetical. The record is from RefSeq and is a predicted model, not a curated record. The coding region runs from base 1 to 2940 and encodes 979 amino acids. The transcript has 4 exons. Gene Ontology annotation, molecular function: protein binding. NCBI's taxonomy places the organism in Eukaryota, Oomycota, Peronosporomycetes, Peronosporales, Peronosporaceae.